UCUCUUUGUUUUUUUUUUUUUUGUUUUGUUUUUUUUUUUUUUUUUUUUGUUUUUUUGUUUUCCCCCCUUCUUUUAUUUCUUCUCUGCACCCACAAUGUCUUCCAGCAGGACUGCUCCGUUCGUCCUCGUCGUGGUCAUUGCCGCUGCCGCUCUUUCUGCCGCUCUCACUGCUGCGGACGCCCACGCAUCGGUUGGCUCUGGGCUCCACCGCCGCGCCAUGCCGCCGAGCUCAUCAGCAGCAGCAGGCAACCCGAGCCCGAGCACGCUCUAUUGCGGCGUCUGCGAGGCUGGCAUUGACGCUAUUGAAACCAACAAGACCGACACCGAAAUCAUGGACGAUCUGCGCAAGGUCUGCACAAGCGUCUUGCCAAAGGCGCUCGCGACCGACUGCGUGAAGGGCAUUGACGACAUGGCAAAGCUCGUCGGCUCGCAGGACCAGGGCAUCCUCGUCAAGUACUCGACAUUUGCACUUUGCUCCAUCAUGGGUGCGUGUGCGUUCGACUGCUGCAGCACGCCGUUCACUCCAGAGCAAAUCCACAUUGCCGUCGCCGGAAACAACUCGCGUGACAUUUCCGUCCAGUGGGUCACGCUGCAGGAGGUCUCCAACGCCUCCGUCAUCUGGGGCACAAGCACAAACUCGCUCACCAACUUUGCGCCAGCCACCGCCCACCCCAUGCAAAUUUACGGCUGGCGCGGCGUCAUUUACCGCGCCGUCAUGACCAACUUGGCGCCUGCCACGACCUACCACUACCGCGUGGGCUCCUUUACCGACAAGCAAUUCUACCCUCACCCGGCCGGCAGCCAGCCAGACCUCAAGUUCACAACCGAAUCUGUCGAGCCCUAUCCCGUCCGUGUUGCGUGCGUGGGCGACAUUGGCGGCGACGAUCCAUCUGACUUUACCGUCCUCCGCAUUGCCGACGGAAUUAACAGCGGGCUGUUCAAUCUGUCGCUGUUCGACGGAGACUUGAGCUAUGCUGAUGGCGUCGAGUUCAUUGAAGACAUGUACCAGCGCAAGAUUGAGGUUUUGGCCGCCUUCGCCCCGCACAUGACUGCACCUGGCAACCAUGAAGGCUUUACCGACUUUAUCACCUACAAGGCGCGCUACAAUGUUCCGUAUGAAGAGAGCGGGUCGACGGAUCCUCUGUACUACAGCUUCAACUAUGGUGGCAUUCAUUUCAUCAACUACAACACCGAGGGCCCGAUGGGCAUUAGCAUUGGCGAUAUUCAAUCCAACACUCCUCAGUAUCAAUGGCUGUUGAACGACCUGAUUCAAGCCAACAAAAACCGCGACAAGCAGCCCUGGAUUGUCGUGUCGGGUCACCGUGCUCUGUACUGCUCGGCCAACAAGGAAGACUGCCAGACCCUGUCGGAGCUUCUUCGCAAGGAUUUGGAAGACCUGUUCAUGCAGCAAAAGGUCGACAUUGUCAUGCAAGCCCAUUUGCACUACUACGAGUGCUUCUACCCGACGUACAACAGCACCAAGAUGGGCAACGACUUUAACAACCCCAAGGCGCCCGUGUACAUUGUCAACGGCGCUGGCGGCAACAAGGAGCACGUCACUGGCUUCCCGAGCACCUUCCCCGACAUUGUGGCGGCGGCUUAUGGUGUCUACGGCUACGGUGUGCUGACUGCUCACGACGCUUCCAACCUGCAAUGGCAGUUCUACGAAGCUCAGUCCAACUCCAUCCUGCACGACAUUACCAUCACUCGCCCCUAGAGGGUUUGGCCUUUUUUUACUGAUCCCUUGGGCAAGGGGGAGGUGUAGUACGUACUGUAGUGUUUGAUGUUGAAAAUGUGGUUGACUUGAUGGGUUAAAUACACAACAACCAAGCACCAGUCCAUCACUGUGAUCA
Capsaspora owczarzaki ATCC 30864 is the source of this 1853-nucleotide messenger RNA. RefSeq lists its product as hypothetical. The record is from RefSeq and is a predicted model, not a curated record. The transcript is spliced from 7 exons. Gene Ontology annotation, molecular function: metal ion binding; acid phosphatase activity. NCBI's taxonomy places the organism in Eukaryota, Filasterea, Ministeriida, Capsasporidae. Bases 95 to 1717 code for a protein of 540 amino acids.